CCCUUGUCGCGAUUGUUUGGUGUUGGGAAACAAUGACGUGGCAGGGUUCCGCAAACACCAUCACGGCCCGCGCCAAGACCACCUGCACCUUCUCUCUAAUUUUCCUUUUCAGGAUCCAAGCUGGGUCGCAUAUCUCACCACAGCUUCAACACUCAGCUCUGCGUGCCUCGGUCGCAGAACACCAAUUGACACUGCUGCCAAUUGCUGCGAGACCAUUGACGUCGCGACCAGACGCGUCUCCUCGUCUUCAGUCUGAGCGACUAUCCGUGCUCCAAUCACCGAGCGCAGUCACAGCCAUGAAACUGUAACACCCAAUCGUCUAGGCUGCCAGUACAGACCAUCUACUGGUCCUUCUGGGCGAACGACCUUUUUCACUUCCAACCUUUUCACUUGCUUCCUCUACAUCUCAUCUUUUCUAUCCACGCGUUAUAGCCUUGCCUAGGAGCUAGGCGCAUCAACC
Molecule: messenger RNA, 460 nt
Organism: Mytilinidion resinicola
Lineage: Eukaryota; Fungi; Ascomycota; Dothideomycetes; Mytilinidiales; Mytilinidiaceae
Exons: 1
Coding region: 33-308 (91 amino acids)
Source: RefSeq, a predicted model, not a curated record